Molecule: messenger RNA, 2250 nt
Organism: Acromyrmex echinatior (Panamanian leafcutter ant)
Lineage: Eukaryota; Metazoa; Arthropoda; Insecta; Hymenoptera; Formicidae
Biological process (GO): regulation of transcription by RNA polymerase II
Cellular component (GO): nucleoplasm; nucleus
Molecular function (GO): RNA polymerase II cis-regulatory region sequence-specific DNA binding; DNA-binding transcription activator activity, RNA polymerase II-specific; DNA-binding transcription repressor activity, RNA polymerase II-specific
Source: RefSeq, a predicted model, not a curated record
AUUGUAUCCAAAACUUUUGUAGAAACAUCUUUUAGACCUGGAAGAACAAAACUGCAGCGAGAAGAUCUUGCAGAUGGACGCUUCUGGUUGCUUUAUUACCGCAAAGGAUUCAAUACCGAUGAAAGAAUUGUGGCAGCACGUUGAUGCUAAUGAUAAACUGCACUAUUCGUUAGUACCGAUGUUAAAAGAUGUCCAUAAAGCUGAAGAAACCACAAAGAUAUUUAAUGUAUUAUCGUUGGCUCCUGUCAAAGUCCAAGAAAUCAAGGAUCAACAGAGCAAUCAGAAAAUCAGCGAAUGUAGCGUCAGUCAUUGCAUGGAUUCCUUGAUGCGUUUGUACAACGUAGUCAUCGAUAGUUACACUUGUGAUAAGUGCAAUAUGAAAUUUCCCAUGCAGUCUAUGCUAAGUCGCCACAAAAUAACACAUAAUAUGCAUUCAUGGCUUCGAGAAGGACGUCUGAAAGAAAAGUACAUGCUAUAUUUAAAGACGAACAUUCGAAGACCAUCCAAACAAUUAAAGUUGCGUUUACAGGAAGCAAAAUACGGGAGCAAAUACGUAUUUUAUGUUUGCACCUUUUGUGAUUUUGAUUGUAAUAGAUUAGCAACUUUAGAUGCGCAUGUAAAGAAGAAACAUAAGAAAGAAGUGGCUAAAACAAAUCCUAAGAAAUUCAAUUGUACGAUUUGCAGUUAUGAAUGUUUGAGUGAAACGAAUCUGAACAUGCACAUGCGCAAACACAGGAACAAGAAUACAAUGAGUUUUGUUUGCAACAUGUGUGAUUUUGAAUGUAAAAGAAGUACUACUCUAGCAUCUCACUUGGCACAAAAUCAUAAGAGGGUUAAGAAAAAUUUAGAAGCAAGUUGUACGAAAAAAAAACGUAGAAUAACGAAAUGUAACUACACGUCUCUCAAGAAGACUAGUCAAACAGCUUGCUCGUACAGCCGCGGAACAGCUAAGACUACUGUGUUAAUCUCAUCCGAGAAUCCUAACUUAAUAAUUAAAACAGAAGUUGAAGCUAACAGUGAAACAUCGGCGAUCGCCGUUCCAAAGACAUCUAAUCAGAAGAAGUCAUCCGUUGAAGAACAUUGCGAUCUUUGCGAUUUUACGUGCGCAAAAAAGAGCACACUAUACUCUCAUAAACGCCGGCAUAAAGUGGAGGAUGUUAAUAAGGUGUACACGUGCAAUGAAUGUGGAUUUAAAACUGCUAAGAAGUCGUCGCUAUACUCUCAUAUCAAGCGAAAACACAAACAGCCACAGUCCUGCGACGGCGACGCGCAGCCAGAAUUAUUUUAUUGCAACCAGUGCGAAUACAAGAACAAGAACAAGUAUGAAUUGAAGAUACACGUCGCGCGCAAGCACACAGAUGACUUCAAGUUUUCCUGCGAAACUUGCGGUAAAAAGUUCAAGGUCAAAGGUGAUCUGACGAACCAUAUACGUUUCAGCCACCGGGAGCAACCGGUGAUUUGCGAUGUUUGCGGCAAGACUUGUCUUAAUAGCAACUCUUUGUACGUGCACCAGAAGUUUGCACACUACAAGGCCAAGUACGAGUGUCAGAUAUGCAAGAGACGAAUGGUCAGCCAGGAGAAUCUCAACGAGCACAUGCUCAGGCAGCAUGAACGCAGAGAAAACGUGGUAUGCGAAGAGUGCGGCAAGACGUUCUCGCGGAACAGCAGAUUGAAGGUGCAUAUGAGGAUUCACACCGGGGAUAAACCAUACAGUUGCACCAUCUGCAAUAAAUCCUUCGCUCGUAGGACAGCUCUCAAGCAACAUCUGCUUAUCCACACCGGCAUCAGGCCAUAUGUUUGCGAUAUUUGCGGCAAAGCCUUCACUCAGAAGCCAGGUCUAAUCAGUCACAGGAAGUCGCAUCCAGGUUCUCACCCACCUCUGCCGCGCGUCCUUAUCGAUCAUAUUUUGAACGAUGUUAUGAACGGUUGACAUAGUGCUUGAUUGAUAUAAAGUGUCUAUGUAAGAUUCCAAUGAGUGUACUUUUCAUACAACUGAUCGUACUUUCAUAGGACGACAACUGUAUUCCAAAAUUCACUGCCAGUGCUGAUAUCUUACAGUGUACAUAAUGUAAGCUAUAGAUUUUUAGUAUACUGGUAGUGAAUUUUGAAACAUAUGUAGCUGGUGUAUUAAAGAAAAAUAUCCUUGUGUUAUUAAUAUUCAUAUACUAUGCUAAUGAGAUACUUUCAUUAUACGAGUUUUUUAUCGAGUGAUAUCUAGAGGUAAUGGUAUAUAUAACAAUUAUCACAUAA